This is a messenger RNA of Thecamonas trahens ATCC 50062, 2188 nucleotides long. RefSeq lists its product as uncharacterized. The transcript has 2 exons. The record is from RefSeq and is a predicted model, not a curated record. Gene Ontology annotation, biological process: transmembrane transport. Gene Ontology annotation, molecular function: xenobiotic transmembrane transporter activity; antiporter activity. The coding region runs from base 221 to 1261 and encodes 346 amino acids. Lineage: Eukaryota; Apusomonadida; Apusomonadidae. Gene Ontology annotation, cellular component: membrane.
GACCACAUCCAUCUCUACCUUCCGGCAUGGGUGACACUGAUGAGAAUGAGCCUCUCCUUGCCAAGCAGCCGCACAUGUCCAUCAACACUGACGAACCGGGAAAGCCAAGGCCAAGCUCAAGUCGGGCGACGGCGACGACCUCGUCCGCAAGGCGACAGACGAAGGAGGCUGGGCUACGGCCAUCGAUCUGCUCAAGCUAGCCAUUCCUAUUUUUGUGGCCAUGGUCGCCUGGGUGGCCAUGAAGACCACCGACUCGGCGCUGCUCGGACACGCUGGAUCCGAGUAUCUCGAAGGUGCAGCACUGUCAGAUCUGUACACCUCGUCGUCGCGGGUCUUUCUCAACACCCGCGUCCUGGGCAUCUUUGCAGGCAACGCCAUCGGCGCCGGGCAGUUGAAGAUGGUCGGGGUGUGGUUCCAGGUCUCGCUGGUCCUCCUUGCCCUCGUCGCCGUCCCGGUCAUUGCGCUGUGGUCCGUCACCGAGCCGGUCCUCCUCCUCCUCGGUGUGGCGCCUAAUCUGGCUCGCAUUGCCGGCCACUACGCGCUCAUUCUCAUUGCCUCCAUCCCGCCCAUGAUCAUCUCGUCUCAGCUGGCCAAGAUGCUCGAGGCGCAACGGAUCAUGUACCCAUCGGUAGUGGCCGCCCUCGCUGCCAUGGCGUGCAACGUGCUCUUUGGCCUGGUCUUUGUCCUUGGCGUCGGCAUCCCGGGCUGGUCCGGAUUUGGCUUCCUCGCCUGCCCCACCGUCACCGCCGCCAUGGAGUGGCUUCAGCUCGCUGUCGUCUACUUUGUCUUUAUCGCAUGGAAGGGCCUGCACAAGCCGUGUUGGCCGGGAUGGGCCUGGCGCCACGUGACGCGGACCCGGCUCGUGGCCUACGCCCGCCUCUACGGCCCUGCCUCGCUCUCCAUUGCCUCGGACUUUGGCGCGUUGCCUUUAUCGGCACCGUUGCCGCCACCUUUGGUGCCACCGAGGUCGCCGUCUUCACAACCUCGUACCGCAUCAUGUGGAUCGGCCUCACCUUUGUCGGCUCGGUCUCGGCCGCCGUUAGCAUCCGCCUCGGCAUCGCCUUUGGCCGCGGCGAUGCCGCAGACGCGAGAUACCUUUCACUCAUCGGCAUGCUCAUUGUCUGCGUAUUCGUCGUCGGUGUCGGCUCGGGUAUUGCGCUCUUCUCGCGCCAGCUCGGCUCCAUCUUUUCCUCAGACCCGGUCAUUCUCGACGAGUUUGAGCGUGUCGGCCUCCCGCUCGCCCUCACCACUGCCUUUAUGAACCUCUCGGUCGCCUUUGAGUCCAUCGUCAAGUCAAUGGGCCGCCCGAAGAUUGUCCUCUACACCGGCUUUGUCGGCUCGUGGGUCUUCCAGGCUCCCGCCGCUUUUCUUCUCUCGCGCUACGUCCACUACAAGUCCAAGCUCUACAUGCUGUACUGCGGCAUGACCGUCGGCUACAUCGCCGUCCUCGCCAUGCUCGGCUUUGUCAUCCUCAACACAAAUUGGGCCAAGUACGCCGCCGAGGCUCAGGCCCGUGGCAACGACAAGCUCGACAAGACGCCGGCGCCCGAGGCCAGCCCGCUGCUGGCUGGUGACAGUACUGCCGACGCCGACGCCGAUGCCAAGUCGAUGCCGUAGUUUAUCCCGCAUCCUCACCCGACCAUCAUCAUCGGCGUGUGGACUGUCGAGGGCACCGGCCCCGCGGUAGACCACGCCCAGCUCACUUCACUGUACGUCGCGUGGACGCCGAGCGUGAGUGCUUGGUCGAGGAGCCCGUCGAACACGUUGCGCGCCACGUUGAUCUGGUCGCGUGCCGCCCGCGUGCUGUGGUCCACGUACUUGACCACAAACGACGACCGUGCCACGCCCAUGUGCGCAAACUCGUCCGAGUCGUAGAACGCCGCAAAUGCAACAUAUGGAAAGAUGAGGACAGAGACCGAGCCGGGCUGCAUGUGGUACUGGUUGGUGAAGCCAGCUCCGGUCACCCCAAACACAAUCGACGAGUUGGACAUGACUGCGAGGCUCUCCUCGUAGCUCAUUGCCUCGAAUGAGACAACCUGCGUCAGGAUGCCGCGCUCCUCGGCCCAACCGCGCAUCUGGUCCACCAGGCCGUCGCGCCACUGCCGCGCGUGGGAGAUCUUGCGGUCAAUGAUGGUGAGGACCGGCCGCUGCAACCGCGUCUGCUUUGCAAACACAAACGACGGCACCU